AUGCGAUCUCUUUUCACCCCAUCCACGGCCACAGCGAUGCGCGUCAGCCUGUUGCGCGCGCCCCGCAGCACCCCAUCCGGCAACCGCUUGCUGUCCACCACGCGCGUGCGACUAGACGACCAGUCCCGUGCCAAAGGCGAAAGCCUCAAGCAGGUGGUCAACCGACCCGAGAUCACGCCGCUCUUCCUCUUCACCGGCGGCAUCGUCUGCCUCGCGCUGUUCUUUGGCUCGCGCCACCUCAUCAAGGACAAGGAGCUGCGUCUGGACCAUGCGCAGCAGAACCGGCUCAAGACGCAGACCGAGCAGCUCGACUUUGACGCCAUGAAACACGUCGCCGAAGACCCCGAGGGCAAACUCACCAAACAGGCCAUCGACGAGGAGCGUGAGCGAUCCAAGCGCCUCGAACAGAUCAAACAGGAGAAACAAGACAAGGCCAACAAGAAACUCUGA
Messenger RNA from Moesziomyces antarcticus, 450 nucleotides. RefSeq lists its product as uncharacterized. Bases 1 to 450 code for a protein of 149 amino acids. The transcript is spliced from 2 exons. The record is from RefSeq and is a predicted model, not a curated record. Lineage: Eukaryota; Fungi; Basidiomycota; Ustilaginomycetes; Ustilaginales; Ustilaginaceae.